CAAUUUGUUUGCCUGGAUGCGAUGAGCAACAUGGCUUUUGUGACAAACCUGGGGAAUGCAAAUGCAGAGUGGGUUGGCAGGGGCGAUAUUGUGAUGAAUGCAUCCGAUACCCAGGCUGCCUUCAUGGUACCUGUCAGCAGCCAUGGCAGUGCAACUGCCAGGAAGGCUGGGGUGGCCUUUUCUGCAAUCAGGACCUGAACUACUGCACCCACCACAAGCCCUGCAAGAACGGUGCCACAUGCACCAACACGGGUCAGGGGAGCUACACUUGUUCCUGCCGACCUGGGUACACAGGCUCCAACUGUGAGAUUGAAAUUAAUGAAUGUGAUGCCAACCCUUGCAAGAAUGGUGGAAGCUGCACUGAUCUCGAGAACAGCUAUUCCUGUACCUGCCCCCCAGGCUUCUAUGGUAAAAACUGUGAGCUGAGCGCAAUGACUUGUGCUGAUGGACCAUGCUUCAAUGGUGGGCGAUGCACCGACAACCCUGAUGGGGGAUACAGCUGCCGCUGCCCACUGGGUUAUUCUGGGUUCAACUGUGAAAAGAAAAUCGAUUACUGCAGUUCCAGCCCUUGUGCUAAUGGGGCCCAGUGCGUCGAUCUGGGGAACUCCUACAUAUGCCAGUGCCAGGCUGGCUUUACUGGGAGACACUGUGAUGAUAACGUGGAUGACUGCGCCUCCUUUCCCUGCGUCAAUGGAGGGACCUGCCAGGAUGGCAUCAAUGACUAUUCCUGCACCUGCCCCCCGGGAUACAACGGGAAGAACUGCAGCACCCCGGUGAGCAGAUGCGAACACAACCCCUGCCACAACGGGGCCACCUGCCAUGAAAGAAACAACCGCUAUGUCUGUGAGUGUGCCCGGGGGUACGGCGGGCUCAACUGCCAAUUUUUGCUUCCUGAGCCACCUCAGGGACCGGUCAUCGUUGACUUCACCGAGAAGUACACAGAAGGCCAGAACGCCCAGUUCCCCUGGAUUGCUGUCUGCGCUGGGAUUAUUCUGGUCCUCAUGCUGCUGCUAGGGUGUGCUGCUGUGGUUGUCUGUGUCAGGCUCAGAGUGCAGAAGAGGCACCACCAGCCCGACACCUGCAGGAGCGAGACUGAGACCAUGAACAACCUGGCGAACUGCCAGCGCGAGAAGGACAUUUCCAUAAGUGUCAUUGGUGCCACUCAGAUUAAAAAUACAAAUAAGAAAGUAGACUUUCACAGCGAUAACUCCGAUAAAAAUGGCUACAAAGUCAGAUACCCAUCAGUGGAUUACAAUUUGGUGCAUGAACUCAAGAACGAGGACUCUGUUAAAGAGGAGCACAGCAAAUGUGAAGCCAAGUGUGAAACGUAUGAUUCAGAGGCAGAGGAGAAAAGUGCAGUACAACUAAAGAGUGAUACUUCUGAAAGAAAACGACCAGAUUCAGUAUAUUCCACUUCAAAGGACACAAAGUACCAGUCGGUGUAUGUCAUAUCAGAAGAGAAAGACGAGUGCAUCAUAGCAACUGAGGUGUAAACCAGAGGCGAUAUGGCAAGGUGGUUGUUCAGAACAAUUUCAGAGGAGAUGUGCCCCAAUGAAUGCUGCUGAAAGAGGAAUGGGAGAUAGAUUCCUUCACUGACUGCUGCUGAGAAACUAAAUUCAGGCUUGAGCUGGUUCUCUACUGAAGUUAGCAAAGUGACUGCAAAAUAAAGAAACAAGAUGGACACCAGGCAAAGGUCUGUGUUCAAGGAUUACUGUUGCACUGCCUUUUAUGAAUUUUAUCAUUGCACUAUGGUCAGUUGCUUUUCUAUAUAUAUUUAAAUGAAUGGACUUAAUUACUACGUAAGAAGCAUGCACUGCCUGAAGUGUGUAUUUUGGAUUCUUAUGAGCCAGUCUUUUCUUGAAUUAGAGACACAAACACUGCCUUUAUUGUCUUUUUUGAUACUAAAAUGUGUUUUUACUAGGUGAGAAAAAGUGUGUUAUUUUUUUCAAUCUGUAAAAAUAUUUUCAUGAUAAUUGUAAAGCUUGAGUAUUUUGUGAUGUUCAUUUUUUUAUAAUUUAAAUUUUUUGGUAAAUAUGUACAAAGGCACUUCGGGUCUAUGUGACUAUAUUUUUUUGUAUAUAAAUGUAUUUAUGGAAUAUUGUGCAAAUGUUAUUUGAGUUUUUUUUACCGUUUUGUUAAUGAAGAAAUUAAUUUUAAAAAUAUUU
Pelecanus crispus (Dalmatian pelican) is the source of this 2165-nucleotide messenger RNA. The record is from RefSeq and is a predicted model, not a curated record. Lineage: Eukaryota; Metazoa; Chordata; Aves; Pelecaniformes; Pelecanidae.